This is a messenger RNA of Phlebotomus argentipes, 3230 nucleotides long. RefSeq names its product importin-13 (gene cdm). Lineage: Eukaryota; Metazoa; Arthropoda; Insecta; Diptera; Psychodidae. Gene Ontology annotation, biological process: protein import into nucleus. The record is from RefSeq and is a predicted model, not a curated record. Gene Ontology annotation, cellular component: cytoplasm; nuclear membrane. Gene Ontology annotation, molecular function: small GTPase binding. The transcript has 4 exons. Bases 89 to 2995 code for a protein of 968 amino acids.
CCACUCGCGGAUAUUGUGUGCUGUAUUUUUGCGAGGAUUUCCUGUGGAUAUUUGCUUGAACUGUGUCUAGUGGUGUGUGCAAUCUAACAUGGAGGUGGACAUCAAAGUGCUGGAGGAGGCGGUGGUGAUGUUCUACCGCUCGGAGUCGUCUCAGCAGGCCUCCUCACAUCAGUGGCUGACUCAGAUGCAGCUGAGUCCCCAAGCGUGGCAGUUCUGCUGGGAAUUGAUGCGUCCCGACAAGUCCUGCGAGGUGCAGUUCUUCGGUGCCACCACUCUCCACUCCAAGCUACUCAAGUACUGGCAUGAGGUGCCCAAGGAGAUGCACGAGGAGCUUAAGCAGAAACUUCUGGAGGCAAUUGUGGCAUUCGGCGCGGGCCCCAAGCUUGUGCUGAAUCGCCUCUGCAUCGCCUUCAGCGCAUUCAUAGUUCACAUGCUCGAGGAAUGCCCCACGGCAAUUGAGGAUGUGACAAAUACGUUCCAGAAUCAGCAAUUGCCCAAUUUGUCGGUGAACACACAGAUCUGGAUUAUGAUGGAGAUCCUGGGCGGUAUUCCCGAGGAAGCCAAUGCCAUUUACACGUCUGUGCAGAGGGCUAUGCUGCGGCAGGAGAUCAACAAGCGUACAGGAUUCAUUCUCUCCACAAUUGACACUUACCUCAGUGUCAAAUGCGAUGCUCCGGCACUUGAGGAUGAGGACACAGCGUCAAUGUUGAGGGCGGUAAAGUGUGGGGGACUGUGGCUAAAGAAUGGCCAUCCCAUGGAUAGUUGCCUCAAAUUUGCUGAGACGCUGCUGAAGCUGGUGAACAAGUGCUACUGGAGCUGCGUUCAGGGUGACGGAUGCAUGUCUGCGGACGAGAAUGAACUGGCUGAGGUGUGCCUGGAAACCCUGUCGUUCAUCAUGAUCCAACCAGACGCCCAUCGCUAUCCGAAUACAGCUCUUAUAAUGAUCAGAAUGUUCCUGGACUCACUCACGGACAUCAUCAAAGCCGAGUGGCGAGAGAACAAUCUGAAUGAGGACAUUGCGGUGGGCAUCUACACACUCCUGAUCGCCUCCAUAGAGUCACAGUCGCGACUCUUGCUCACGGGAAUUGCCUCUGACAGUACACAGCACCGCGAACUGUACACGCGUCUCAUUGAGGAGAUUCUGCAGUGCACGAACAAGCCAGGAAUCUAUCCAGUUGAGGAGUCGUGCAGCAUUCUAGCCAUGGGAUUCUGGUACAUGUUGCAAGAUGAGGUGCUCUCGUUGGAUUUGGACGUGCAGAGGAACAAGUGCCUGGAGAUCAUUAGGCCGCUGUACGCCCACCUGACGAAAGUCCUUGUGCGGAAGGCGCAACACCCCAACGAGGUGUCCAUCGAGCGCUGGAGCGUCGACGAUCUGGAGACUUUCCGGUGCUAUCGACAAGACAUAUCAGACACGCUAAUGUACUGCUACGAUGUGCUGCACGAGAGUUUGCUGGACAUCUUCGCCGUUCUCCUCGAGGAGGGCAUUCUCGCCGUCCAGAGUGAUCAAUUGAACUGGCCAAAGCUGGAGGCUGUCAUCUACUCAAUGUGCUCCAUUGCCGAGCACAUCAAUGUGACUGAGAACAAGGUGAUCCCCAAGCUGAUGCACACCCUCAGCGAAAUCCCGUAUGAGAGUCUGAAUGAGAAACUUCUCGGCACUGCGCUGGAGACCAUCGGAUCAUACUGUGAGUGGUUCAAGGAGAAUCCAAUGUACCUUCCACCCGCCAUUGAUCUCUUGGUUAAAGGGCUAAACUCCUCGAUGGCGUCCCAGGCGACAUUGGGACUCAAGGAGUUGACGCGAGAGUGCCAAAUGCAGAUGAAAGUGUACGCUGAACCACUCCUCGAAGCCUGCCAGCAGAGCCUGAAUGGUGGCCAUCUCAAGAAUGCCGAAUCUGUCCGCCUCAUGUACAGCAUCGGACGACUGAUGAGCAUGCUGAGUCCGGACAAAAUCCCCAGUUGCCUAGACCUCAUGGUGUCGCCGUGUUUCGAGGAGUUGCAGCUCAUCACGCAGAAUCGCACCCAGACUGACGCCACGAAGAUCCGCACACUCUUCCGCCUCAACAUGGUGUCCACACUGUACUCCUCAUUAAACACUAAGGGGGCACAGCAGGAGAGUGCGGAUGCCACUAGUGCCCAGCCCGUGUUGCUAGUCAUGGAGAAAACCAUGCCAAUCUUUCGGCAAAUAGGCGAGAUGUGGAUUGACGACGAUCAAAUCAUUGAAGCCCUCUGCAAUAGUCUCAAAUACGCCGUGACGAACCUCAUGAACGACGCCAAGCCCAUGCUUCCAGAUCUCUGCUGCCUCAUCGUCUCGAUCUUCCAGACCAAGUGUGUGUGUCCCGCGAUGGACAUUGCCAAAACCUGCAUAAUAAUGUUUUACAAUGACUCGGACACACAUGCCAAGAUGCAUCAGCUCCUCGUGGAGAUAAUCGUGUACAACAUAAGACACUUUGAGCAAAUUCCAGAGAACAAAUUUUCCGAUGUAGCCGAUCUUCUCGAAGCUUUUUACGCCCUCAAUGCCCAGAUUGUGAGAAAACUGGCUGUGGCAUAUUCCAGAGGCGACAUUGACUGCUUCAAACUCAUCUUCUUCGCUCUCAAGGCAAUUGUCCUGCCCGAGAAUGGCCCUGUGAAGUAUAGCACGCAAUUUCUCAGUCACUUCAUCAUGCAAUCUCGCCAAUUUCCCAACAUGACGACGGCUGUUAUCGAGCGAGGCGGUCAAAUAAUCCAGGCGACUCUGCUGUGCAUUGGCUCUCUCACGCCACGGACGCAAGUGGAGGUGUUUGCCGAUAUAUUUCUGUCUAUAAAUAAGAAAUAUCCCCAGGAAUUGAUUGUGUGGCUCAAAGUGCUCGCCACGCCGCAAUUCCCGACGUCCCAUGUGUCCGACAGUGACAAGAACGCCUUCAUGAACACCAUCAUAAGAGAGAAGGUAAAUAAGCGCAUCAUCCAGGGACAAGUGAGAGAAUUCUCAGCAAAAUGUCGUGGCAUUGUGGAGAAGAUUUAGACAAGUGUGUGCGAGAAAGUGUUUCUGAUGAGCGAGGAAAAUGCUUAGUUAUUUUUCAUUAAUGUGAUAACAGAAGGAAAAAAACCUAUACAAAGUCUUUCAAUGUCAAGAUGUGAAAAAUGAUUUCUGUAUAUAUUACGGAGUUUAUUUUAAGAAAUGUAUUUAUCUUAACUGUGUAAUUUUAUGCGAGAUGAAUGCAGUGAGAAAAUAAAAAUUUGAUGUGACGAUUGCAAAA